Cylindrotheca closterium is the source of this 1260-nucleotide messenger RNA. NCBI's taxonomy places the organism in Eukaryota, Bacillariophyta, Bacillariophyceae, Bacillariales, Bacillariaceae. The record is from the annotation of a GenBank genome assembly.
AUGACGAUGACUUCCUGGACAAUCAAGACGUUCAUAUUACUUUCCCAAGUGAUCAUUGUAGAUGGUCAGUUUGCAUGUUCUGCAAAUCCCGCUUGCAGUGGACUUGUGGGAGACUGCUGUCCUACUCCAAACGGAAUUUCUCUAACUUGUUGUGAAGGAUCGGGCGUAAUAAGUGAAGCUUGUGUGGAGAAUGCGAGUUGCAAUGCAUUGGGAUUGACAGGUUCUUGUUGUCCCACUGCUGAAGGGGUAUUUUUGGAUUGCUGCUCUGGGGACACUCCUGCUGACACUCCUAUGGGUAGUAGUGCUGAUAACGCUGCGCCGCAAUGUUCGGCACACGCUGCGUGCUCGGGUCUUUCUGGGGAAUGCUGUCCAACGCAAGAUGGUGUCUUUUUGGAAUGCUGCUACUCUGAUGUCGCUCUUCCUGUGGCUGCCUGUGACGCUUAUCCGGCAUGUCAGGCAGCUGGUCUGACAGGGCUGUGCUGUGCUACUGCUGAAGGAGUUUAUCUCGAAUGUUGCGACGGAAUGGCGCAGCAAGCUACGCAAUGUUCGGCACAUGCAAGUUGUAGUGGACUCUUGGGAGAAUGUUGCCCUACUACUGACGGCGUCUUUCUCGACUGCUGCAACGGUGGCGGUGGUGGCGGCAACGACGGGUCACAGUCCCAGACACGCGAGUGCUCCGCCAACUCAGAGUGUGCUGCUCUUGGAUUAGAAGGAAACUGUUGCCCGCCCGAUUUUGGAUCAAAGAAUCUCGAGUGCUGCCAUGGACAGCAAGCAGUAUCGACACCUUCCAUUGGACAGCUCUGCUCGGAGAACUCUGCGUGUGCAGCUCUUGGUCUAGAAGGAACUUGCUGUCCAACAGUCCACGGAGUAGAGCUGCACUGUUGUAACAGUAUCGCAUCUUCACGAUCUUUACCACCUGUGAAUCCACCAAUCACAAUCAAAUACGUGACUGGGAUGCCGAUUUCGACGCCAAAGCCUAGUUUGCCAUCAACACCUGCACCUAGUACAUCAUCGCCCAUUUCAGUGUCAUCGCCGCUGACAGUUGCACCUCCAAUCGCAGUGACCACUCUAGAGCUUUCGGAUCCAAAUAGCGACCAAGACGGAAAUCAACCAGCACAACUAAACAAAGAAGUUGAGGAUUCUAUAUCUUCUGUCAAUCAGUUGGUUGGACAGCAAUCGUCGUCUUCGCUUGGGAAGUAUAGAAAUAUCCGGCAAAGCUUUGGAGUUCUAAUGUUCGUUGCCGUUGCACGUUUGCUCUAA